AUGUCGCCAACGAGCACGGCCUGGCAGCAGACCUCUGGCGCGAUCAACAAAGCUAUCAGUCAGACAGCGCUCCUCUUCUAUGGCUAUGUCAACGUCGCCGCCCGCGUCGAGCUUGCCGAGUCGUUUCCAGCGGCUCAAACGUGCGCAAGCCCGAAAGAUCCCACCAUCGAGGUGCACUGUCGCACCCGACGAGGCCUCCAGUCCCAAGUGACGGGCGUCGUCUCGGCACACCCCCAUCGCCUCGUGUUUCUUGCCAUCGCCACCGCCUACCGCAUCGUGCUGUCGCCGAUCGAUGCCAACCAAUCCGGCUACUGCAAGGUCCUUACGUGGUCGUUCGUGUCCAAAGACGCGGAGCCUUUCUUGUCGACGGCCGAGGUGUACCCGCAGCAAAUCACUGGUUCUACAACGCAGUUCAAGGCUCUCGCUUGGCGACGCUGCCGACAGUCGUGCUCGAUCACGUAG
Molecule: messenger RNA, 462 nt
Organism: Saprolegnia parasitica CBS 223.65
Lineage: Eukaryota; Oomycota; Saprolegniomycetes; Saprolegniales; Saprolegniaceae
Exons: 2
Coding region: 1-462 (153 amino acids)
Source: RefSeq, a predicted model, not a curated record